UGAGCCGUGUUGCGAGUUGGACGUCGUGAAUCGCUGUGCGCGUCUUUUAUUAUUCAUAUUGACAUCGUACGUACAUACGUGUGUACUUUCGCCGUUUCGUUAAUUCGCCAAUUCGCCGUCUCGCCGCGUCCUGCACAAACGCAAAAUCAAGCAAAAGCACAACAAAGUCAAAGCCUUUGUAUAUGCAACUUGGACUGUUUUGUGGGUCGCUUGCAAAAUAUCUGUAAAGUAUAUCGUGAAACCUUUUUUUGGCCAAUUGCCAUUGCCAAUUUUAAAUAUUCAAGUAAAUAGUGUGAAUUUUGGGCAAUUGUUGCGCUCGAACUGAACAACAUGGGCAAAGCGGAGUGCAUAAGCUACGAUGGCAAUCAGUUGCCAUAUAUUGAUCUGGGCACCGCACAUAUACGCAUGGAUAAGGAGGAGGCGCCAGAAUGGGCACUAAAAAAGGCGCAAGAUGAACUACGUGAGGUAGACGGCGUCAAGGAACAGGCCAUCAAGGAGCUGAGGGAGUUACUACAGAAUGAGAAGCAUCUCAACUUGCCACUCGACGAUGAAUACAUGAUGAUGUUCCUACGUCCUUGCCACUAUUAUCCAGAAAGUGCACUGAAGCGACUCAAGAAUUUUUACAACAUGAAGCUGAAGUACGGCCAGGCCUGUGAAAAUAUUGUACCCGCCAAGCUGCGAAAUGUAUUCGAGGCCGAUAUACUUAACCUAUUGCCCACCAGAGAUCAACAUGGACGUCGUUUGCUGGUGCUCGAAGCAGGCAAGAAAUGGAAGCCAUCACAGGUGCCGCUGGUGGAUCUAUUUCGUGGCAUACAACUGACCGUGUUGGGAUCCAUGGCGGAGCCACAUUCACAGAUCUGUGGCGCAGUUGUCAUAAUUGAUAUGGAAGGCUUACCUUUGAGCCACAUUACACAGUUUACACCAUCGUUUGCCGCCAUGUUGUUGGACUAUAUACAGGACUGCAUCUGUAUGCGUCUAAAGGGUGUUCACAUUGUGAAUAAUUCCUAUAUCUUCAAUAUGCUGUUUGCCAUAUUCAAGCCGUUUAUACGGGAGAAACUGCGCAAGCGCAUCUUCUUCCAUGGCAAGGACUGGAAAUCGUUGACCUCACACAUUGAGGCUAGUGCACUUCCUCCUAAAUAUGGUGGCUCUGCCACUUGGGAGCUGCCUCCUGGCAAAAUUUUAGGUGACUUCUUCGAAUGCUACUCCAAGGACUACGAACAGGCUGACAGCUAUGGCUUCACCGAGGGCUACAAGAUGAAGAAGAAAUAAAUGGACCUUUAUUUUGCGAUUUGCAUUUUAACAUUAUAAGAGGGGUCAGUUGUGAUAUUGCAAAUAUUGUUUGUACCGUUUAACAUUUAGUUGCCUGCUCUAGAAUUGUUAACAGUUAAAGUGUUUUAAGUUUUACACUCUCACUCACAGACACA
Drosophila innubila is the source of this 1424-nucleotide messenger RNA. RefSeq names its product alpha-tocopherol transfer protein-like. Gene Ontology annotation, molecular function: phosphatidylinositol bisphosphate binding. The record is from RefSeq and is a predicted model, not a curated record. The transcript is spliced from 7 exons. Gene Ontology annotation, cellular component: membrane. Lineage: Eukaryota; Metazoa; Arthropoda; Insecta; Diptera; Drosophilidae. The coding region runs from base 331 to 1269 and encodes 312 amino acids.